ACGCCCUUCCCUCUCCUUCACUUGCUUUUCAGCCGAGUUUUCUUAUUCUAUGUUAGAGAUGAAAUUGAGUUGCCAUAGCGGUGGUGCGAUCAGGCUUCGGUCAGCGGGUCUCUAUCUUGCCUCGAUAACUCAUCGGCUUUAGACAACUCUCCACCCCCUCCAGCAGCGACGGUUACGGUGGCGGUGGUGGAGUUGGAUGGGCCAAGUUGGAGAAAUGGAGCCAAAGAUUCCAUUUUUGCGCUCAAUUCUUCAACUUUUUUAAAGAGGGAGAUAGAGAAACAAAUUUAAUAUCUGGUGGUUCAUUAAACGUUAGUGGAGCAAUGGCAGUAGCUCACUGAGGGGAUUUCAGGGACGUGCCUAUCCCCCUCCCCCUCCCCCUCUUUUUUAUCAGGAGUCAUGCCAGGAAUUCUUGAGUCUUUUGGGAUAUUCACUACAGGUACAUAGAAUAUAUGUUAUCAGUGUGAUAGUAUUGAUUGGGUUUUUCAUUGUGUGAUGAUGUUCUUUGCAAUUCAUUUGCUAUCACUUUCAUAAGCAUUUUUUUGAAGGAUGCAUUUAGAAAGUUUUAUGUGGAUAAACAACAAAUGGGGUCUAAUUUUGUUUCCAGUUUUAUGUGGAUACGGAGUAUAUCUCAAUUUGGACAUCCUAAUUUGUAUGAAAAUAACACUUUUGUUAGCACUCCGGGAAAACUCGAUAAACAUUUGAGGGUUUAAGGGAGAGUGACAUACAACAAGCAUGUGGUAAUGGAUUUCGUUCCACACUUAUAUAAGUUAGUACGAUUUUAACAUUGGAGAGUUGACUAUUUGAGACACCUUACAACUCUCUACUAGAUAUCAGUGUAUUCUCUCUUUCGAUGGUGAAUUUUAAUAUACAGUAUACUUCUUUUAAUAAUAAACACUUCUUUUUUUAGGAGUGUAUUUAUAAUACUCCACUAGGUUUCUGUUUUUUGGUGAACUUUUAGCACAGCGUGAAGUAUAGGUUAUGGCCGAGGGAAAACCCACACCUAACAGCACGAGCAGCAUCAAUUGGGUGAUGUAUGGGAAUCUUUAAUAGCAUAUCUACGAAGUGCAUCACUUUGGUGUUUUUGAUCUGAAAUGUUUUUUGUUUUAUCCAUUAUUAAGUUACCUGUUGACUUAAUUUUUUGACUUUUAGAAAGUGUUCCGAAUUCUUUUGCGGUUUGUGACAAUUAAAAAUCAACCAAUGAAGGCUUACAAUUCGGAAGCUAAAAAGAGCUUCUCGACAACAUCCUUACCAAGGUGAAUCUCAUUUCUUGACUCUUAAAAUGUGUUUGAAUUGUUGAGAAAAUAGUUUUAAAAAAUCAAGCAAAAAAAAUCUUGAGGGGUCUUGCUCUAGAGUAGCACUUGAGCGCAAAAGUGGACACAAUAUAGAUUUAAUCUCUAACAGAAUUUUAGUUCGGAGCUUAAACUUUUUAAUAAAGAACUGCCCAUUAAGAUAUUUUUUCACUGCGAUUACGGAGUAAAUGAUAGUCUGAACACAACCAAAUCUAUUUAAUAUUUCUUAUCAAUGAUAGUUUUAACACACAUCCAAUCUUAUUAUUGUUGCCUCACAUUUAAAAUGAUCUUUCUGCUCAAAUGUGUUGAUUUCUCAUAUUGUAGACUAAAAUUUUAACAACUGGACCUAAGUGUUAUAUAUACACAGUGGAUUUUUAUUCAACUAUUGAUAUAAGGGCUAGGAUACCAGUCCAUGCAACUUUUAUUUAAGUUGCAGAUCCUUUAAAUUAGUGGCCUGCCUUAGAAAUGUCUUGGCAAAUGAAGAAAUACUUGAUGGAGUAAGUGAACCUGGAGAACAUUCUUUCAUUAGAAUGGUAUGCUUUAGAUAUACAUGCCGUACUGAGGUCUAGAACAAAAACAUAAAUAGCAAUCACUCUGAGAAGUAGAUGAGAUACAAAUGCUCAAAGAGGCCACUGGAGCUAAUUUCAAUGUUAAAAUAGACUUUCAACGACAGUAAGCCGAGCUUCUGCAUCUCGACCAAGAACUUAUCCACAUCAAAGCAUGCUCUUAAGGAGCUGCCCGUAACCAUAAAAAAUGAGGUACAUAACCCCAACCCCCUUAUAUAGCCUAAAUUAAUACAAUGCAUGUUAUUCCUUUUAUGGUUUGUGUAUUACAUGUACUAAUUUACUUCCACCAUGGCACCAUGAACGUUUUAGCUUUGUAGAGCUAUAUAUGUUACUCUACAGCCAUCUACUGUGGAUACAUACCCCACAACAAGAUUUUGAAAAAAAGCAUCUUGACUUAUUUUAGCAGAUUUCACACCUGUUUCAACAUAACCAAAUGAUUACAAAGUGCACUAUGUGGUAUAUCACAAAAGAUGGAUGGAGAUUUUAUGGUGUGUGAUUAAGUAAUGACUGUUCGUUUAUAAGUUUCCCUAAGAUAUUGCAGCCCAUUUGUUCAAGUGCAUAGCUAUUAAGAAUGUUAUAUAUGAUAACUUACGACAAAUUGAGGUGAGAAAAUGAUUGUAAAUAAAAAAAGAUCGCCUUGACACAUUUACGGCAUCAUGGUGAUGGUAUGCACUUGCAUCCUCUUGAAAUGUGUAUCCUUAUUGUGACAUUAGGGUGUUUUCGUAUUGUCUUUUCAAGUAUAAGGUUCAUGAGUUGCGAGGUACACUAGCCUUGUCAGAGUUAAGCCGAAUGACAUUAAAUCCCUGCAGCAAUUCUUCUAUGAUGUCAAAUUGCAUUAUUUUUUUAACAAUGAAUUUUCACCAUUAAGAUUAAUAUAAUUGUCUCUUUGAGAUGUUGCCAUACGAUGCAAAAAAAAUUUCAUGCAGAAAUACAUAACAUUAACAACAAUCAUGGAUGGUAAGUGAUGUCAUACCAAGGUAGGUUCUAUUGUCAUGAAUUGCAAGAGGUUAAUUAAGGCAAACAAUGAAAAGUUUUGGAGCCAGAGAUGCAUGAGAGGGGGUUGCCUAUGGUUUCACAUAUAUAAGUUCCAUAUUCUUUCAUAAGUUUACUCCUCUUCCAUUAAAAAUGAGAUUUCUUCUUCUAACUUUACACAUUUCUAGCAUCUUCUUAUGGUGUAUCAUCACAUAUAAGCUGCUUCUGAUCUUAAUUUUCAUUUCACUAUGAUAGGAGAUGAUUAAAUUGAUAGCAGGUUUCAAAGAUUGUUGAUAUAGGCUGCUUGGUCCCCUGAUUCUGGUCUUGAGUUUAAUAGGAGCAUAUUCUUGGGAGAUUUUGCACUGGGAACUAGUUUUUCGUGCUAUUUUGGGAGCACAUAUGUAGUAUUUGGCAGUUUUUUCGCACAAUUAAUAUCCAGGACAUCUUUUCUGGCUGGAAUUACCCAAGGCCCAAGGGCAGGAGCCGCCAGCAAGGGAGGUAAACGCUCACGUCUUGGCAAAGAUUUAAAGAUAUAAAACUAUCAUCAAUUUCAUGCUUAUUGGUUAUUGAAUAAGUUAAAACUUAAGCACAUGAUAUAAUACUCAGUUUCUGUCACUUUGUUGACAAGGAGAGUGGAAUAAACAAGACAUUACUAUCACAUGUGCUAGCACAUUCCCCGCUGAUGAGGUAAAUAAGAUGAUAAAAAAGUUGAAGUAUUUGCUCAAGAAGACAAAGAGAAGAGAGUAUCUUGAAGUAUUUGUAGAUCUCAUACUAUAUCAUUGUUACCACCUACAGAUUCACAGAGAUAAAGCCAGGAUCAUACCCAUGCAGUAGUUAAGAAUGCAAAACAGAGGCAAUUGGACACUGGGAAAUGGGAUUUACAGACUUCUGAUUUAAGAAAUGAAAGGGAAACUACAGACCAAGAUCAAACUAGCAAGGCUUUGUGUUUCAUCAACGAGAAUGCGUUGUUUUGGUAUAUUAUAUUGCUUUCUUUGAUGUUUUAAGUAACUGGAAGGCUUCCAUGUAUGAUUUAUAUUGAAGAAUGAAGAGAAAUAUUAUAAAGAGUACUCUAUUAUAAACUAUAAUUGAAAGAAUGUUAAUGCAAUAGUUUAUACUUUGGCACAUGUGAUAUAAGUGACAAGAAAGUCAAAACAUCUCAUCCUCAGAUGCCUACGCAUCUGAGGAUUCUACGACCUCCUCUUCAUCGACCGAGUAUUAUUUGUCUGAUUUUGAACCCCGGUCGGCUCCGAAUCCCUCUGUUCCCGAGCCAGAACCUGUCAAUCAAAUGCCCGGUCAAGUCUUCGUGGAGAGGGAUGAACCGGUUGAUGAUGAACCGGAUCUCUAUGACCCAGAUAAUGAGACGUGGGUACAGUGGGAGGAGAGGUUGGAAGCAGCCGGUUACUCUCCUCUUCUCAGUUUUUACGUUUCUGACAUCUACCCCCACGUCUCCAAAAUAGCCUUAAACAAAGCCUGUAGGAACCUCCUGGAGGGGUAUGUCCUCGAGUAUGAUGAGAAUUGGCCCAAUAUUAUUGAGCCCCACCGGGAGGAUAGGAUAGGUUUCCAUAUUACUUCCUUAGAGGGCGGCAUUCUUUUUCCUCUUCGCCCCCUACUGGUUGAGGUGUGUCACUGCUUUCGGAUUCUUCUUGGGCAGAUCACACCUAAUGCCCACCGUCUUCUCAACUCCUUUGUAAAUAUCUGCCACCAUCUUCAUAUCAAUCCUUCUUUGUGCCUUUUCCUCUAUGUCUUUGAGGUCCGUCCCGGGAAACCAGGUUGCGAAGUCCAACAGGAAACUGUUGAGAUCCACUCUGAGGAGGAAACUCCUCAGACCGGGGAGGCCACCCAAACCGGGAAGACCACGGCGAAUCCUCCCCCUAACAAGGGGAAGGGGAAGACCCGGACAAAAAAGGCGGCCACCACCCAUCCAUCAGCGAAGAGGAAGAGGGGGGAGGACGUCCCGGUCACCCAAUUACUGGAAGAGCUCUGGGUGAAAAUGGGGCUCAAGCUGAAAGAGAUGGGCGAGGUUGGGCAUGAUGCCCUAGAGCAGCUCGCCGAGGAUUCUCCCUCCCGGUCAUCUCUGUUGGAGGAGAAGCUGAAGAGGGCCGAGGCCCAUAGCCGGAAGCUCCAGGACUAGACGGCCCGCCAGUUCGAGGAGAUGGCAAACCUCUCAAGGGUGGCCGGGAAGGCGAACGCAGAGAUCCUCUAGCUGAAGGAGGAGAACUCGACGCUUACUUCCUCUGAAGAAAAUACCAUGGAGGUCUUCAAGUUGCUGUACCGGGAGGAGCAUGGAAAAGAAAUGAUCACUCAAAUC
This is a messenger RNA of Cuscuta campestris, 5135 nucleotides long. Lineage: Eukaryota; Viridiplantae; Streptophyta; Magnoliopsida; Solanales; Convolvulaceae. The record is from the annotation of a GenBank genome assembly.